AAAGAACAUUUAGUUGUAAGCCCUUUCCGUUCGGCAUGAAGAACACGUGGUUGUUUGUUACUUGAUGUUAUUCGACAGUUCAUGAGCUGAAGUAGUUGUUCUGAACGUGCAUUGCAGCGGUUGCGAUUGUGAGAUAUGGCGAUGUGUCUGGUUGAAGAUUGGUUAUUAAUGCUUUGAGUAUUACCGAUUGAAGAUAUUAGGCCUUUUUUUUUUUUUGUGUGUGUAAAUAUUUUGGUAAUUUUGGUAAUAAAACAUUUUUUAUGCACAACUGUAAGAUAUUUUAAAAGUUCAUAGAAAAAAUGUCGAGGCAGUCAUCCCAUUAUUAUGCGGUAACUGAAUACGCGAAAGAUGCUCACUUGUUCAUGAAGCGGCAAGAAGAAAAACGUUUCAGGUCUCAUUUCUCAGCUCCACAGCUGGAGUUCAGAGAGGAAUUACUGGUGAAGAUUAUUUAUGUGUCGACUAAAUUAAAAUUAUCAGAAAGAGCUCUACAUUUAGCAGUCUAUAUGUUGGAUACUUACAUGGACUGCCAUGCUAUUAAUGUAAAACGCUUGGAGCUGGUUUGCUUUGCAUGUUUGUCAAUUGCUGCCAAGUAUGAAGAAAAUGAUGAAAAAACUUCGAAGCUUACUGAAUUUUUGCUGCAAUUCAUGGACGAACAGCCACAAAAAGGAGUGUUUAUCCGAAUGGAAUUCAUGAUACUAAAAUUCAUGCAGUGGAAAUUUAUCCCCACAGCUGUUCACUUCGCGGACUAUUAUGUUCAGUAUGCAGUUUCCCCAGAUGAUCUGAAUCAUGUACUUGGUUCAGGAGAGGAGCUGUUACAUGGAGUACGGCAAUACAUGAAAAUGUUUCUGCGUCUAGCAUUGCUAGAUCAAAGACUUAUGAAUGAACCUCACUCAUUAAUUGCUGCUGCAUGCAUUGGUGCUGCACGUGAGAAAAUGGGUUUGUAUCCUGUCUGGCCAAACCAAAUGGUUCAGAUAUCAGGCUAUAGAAAUUUUCAAGUAUGCGCAUAUGUCCAGUUGCUACUAGUGUUGAGAAAACUUCAUAUUCGCAAGAAUGUCUCUCUUCAAAUGGGGAAAAGGAAAAGAGAAAAACUAAAGCAAGAAUUAGAUCUGGCGAGAAACAUCUCCAGUCCACGCCAAUGCAAUUGCCAUUGCUGUUGUUGCUCUUGCCUAACUGUCAGUAUAAAUGUCCAGCCAGCAUCAUCGUCAUAUGUGCCAAUGGCAGCCCCUCAAGCUGUCCCAUCAUUCCCCCUGACAUUUGCUGCCAGAGAUAAAUCUCAUCUCUCUGGAUUUAUGAAUGAUCAGGCUGGGCCAAUGAAUAUCUGAUAAAGAAAGGAAACAUUUCUUGAUAAAUAGUACAAGAAUCUCAUUUGACUGUGAUAUUGACUUUUAAAUUGAAUGCUUUUGGAAAAAACUGUGAUAUUUUAAAUUAGUUCCUAGUAAUGUUGGUAAUCACAUAUGGCAGGAAAUGUAGCACUAAUGAAUUUAUGCUUGCAAGAUUUCUUAUUGUCUGGUUAUUUAAAUAAUCACCAUCAACUGUAAAGCAUUGCAUGUAAAAAUUCUUUAAUGCAGUGGAAGAUGAGGCUUCAAAUAUAGUAUUAAGUGCACUCUCAUGUACUGUCAUAAGACAAUAGUUGCAACAUCUACUUAACCCAUUAACUGCCAAAAUUUAGUUAUUGUAGCAGAUACAGAAAAAAGUUAUUAUAACAGCGGAAUAACUUUUAAUGAUGCUAUAGUUUAAUCCGUUCAACAAUUUUAAAGAAAAAACACAGUGAAAAUCCAGUGACACUUCGCAGAUGUGUUGCAUAGUCUCUCUAGAAUGUCCAUUAAUCACUUCACAUUGUCAUUGUCAGUUCUGAGUGCACCAUGAACUUGUAAACAUGCUUAGAAUAAUAAUAUCUUCCACUCAAGUGUGGAGUUCUUGUUCAAUAUCUUAAUGCUAAGGGAUGCAAUGUAGCUGAACUCUGGACCUUCACCCUCUGCCUGUCACGAUAAGGACUUCAGGAGAAAAGGUGCCUAAUUUGGAUGUCAUAACACUCUGAACUGACAACUAAUGUGAUGCAAUUGAUGGUCAUUCUUAGAGACCUUGUUCAUCACACAGUCUUGAGAUGUUCACUUUUGUGUUCAUUUUGCAACGAUGUGGACCAUAGGAACAAAGAAAUAAAUACACUAAUUAUUAUAAGUUUAACAAAGUCUUCUGAAACAAUGAGCCUUAGAUUUAUUAACUGUCAAGGACAUCAACAAUGAGGCACAAUGUGUCUACAUGUAGAAAAAAGGUUAAUCCCCAAAUGGAGAUUGGCAUGGCAUUUAAUAGCAGUUAAUCGGUUAAUUAGCUUACAGAACUCUAUUGUAAUUUACAGCUUUGCGUAAUAAUCUUCAGUAGUUUGGUACAUGUUGUGGUUUCCCAAAUCAACAAUUGAAAAUUCAUUACUUUUCGGAUCCAUUUCGGUAUUUUAUAACUGAAGAUCAGUUGUUUUUCUUCUGAACAAUGGUAAUUUGAAAUAAUUAAGCAACAUUUUUAUUAUCAAAUCAUGAGGAUAUCAAAUUUGAAAAUAUAUAUUAUAAUUACUGUGAAGUUAUUGCUAAAUACUUUUUAUGUUACGCAUAAUUUGAAUCUAUGAAGAGUUCAAGGCUGAAUAGUUCAUGGAAAGAGGAGUUCACAAAAAUUAAAGCAAGUGUUCAGAGAGCACGAAAAGUGCUUCACAAUCAUGUGAUAAAAUAAGACUGAUUUUACUUCAUUUUAUAGUAAGUUUAUAUGAUAAUUGUAGCAAAAAGUUUAACAGUGUAGAUCAAGGUAAUCUAUUAUUUGCAAUUAUGUGAAAAAUGUUCUGAUAUGUUUCACUCUGUUCUUCACUAUUCACUUUGUUCAACCACUCUAAAAACAGCUCUCAGCUUUCUAUGAAUAUUUUUCUUGUAAUCAUCGCUCUCGACUCUGAUGGCUAGCUGCAAUGGCUGUUCACCUUGAAAUUAGAAGGUACAUAGUGCAACAUUGGUCACUAGAUUUCAGCACUAUCCACCCAAAAUUGAGAGAUCCGCAUAAUUUUAUUUUUGUGUACCACAGCUACUGACCACUAGAGCUGUGACAAAUUCACCGGCAUAAAUAAUUCAGCAACUAGCCAUCAUGCCACAGAGGUACAGUGGAAUCUCGUUACCAUAUUUUCCCUUAUAGCAUGACCAUAUUUUUUAGUCCUGCUCCCAAUUUCGUUAAAUUUUUAUUUACAUGUGCAAGUGCCCUAUUUCACAUUUAUUUCUUAGUAGCGUGUUCUGCCAUUCAUGCAUUUUCCAUUGCAGAUAUAUGGUGUUCUGAAUACUUAAAGGUAUCAGUUGGCAUUCAAGGGUUUUCCACUAAUCAUUGGACCUAGAGCUAGUUACUUAUGUUCAGCUGUGCAUCAUGACAGGUUCAAAAAUUUCAGUACCUUAAACAAGAUUCCACGAUGUUCUUGAAAACCACCCAAGAGAGCAAAGGGUAAAAAGUAAAAUUUCAUGUUUCUUUCCACUUUUUUGGAGUGAAUUUUCUUUGGAAACCGUUGUUUUCAAGAACUGUUUUUGUUUAUUCUUUUGUUUAAUCUAGUGUUUUAGUUACCCAAGAGUUCCUGAAAGGUUAUAAAACCGAAGAAAACGUGUAGUAUUAUUUCAUACAUUUUAUUCAGUGAACAAGAUAAAUGUGAUCAUAUGUUUGCAUCUUAUAUGCUUUUUAGUGAUUUUUGUCUUAGUCUUUAGGAUGAAGUUUGUUAAAUUAAAUAUUAUUUUUAGAAACUCUGUUCAAGGCUUAACUGGAAGAAAUAAAAUUUUGUUAAAAAAA
Molecule: messenger RNA, 3798 nt
Organism: Gryllus bimaculatus (two-spotted cricket)
Lineage: Eukaryota; Metazoa; Arthropoda; Insecta; Orthoptera; Gryllidae
Source: the annotation of a GenBank genome assembly